Macrosteles quadrilineatus (aster leafhopper) is the source of this 712-nucleotide messenger RNA. RefSeq lists its product as uncharacterized. The record is from RefSeq and is a predicted model, not a curated record. Gene Ontology annotation, biological process: detection of chemical stimulus involved in sensory perception of smell; sensory perception of smell. Gene Ontology annotation, cellular component: plasma membrane. Lineage: Eukaryota; Metazoa; Arthropoda; Insecta; Hemiptera; Cicadellidae. Gene Ontology annotation, molecular function: olfactory receptor activity; odorant binding. The transcript has 3 exons. Bases 28 to 429 code for a protein of 133 amino acids.
CUCACCUGUCAAGUGUAUGGACCAGUGAUGAUGUUUUAUCUUCUCAGCUUGAUUGGUUUUUUAAGUGUUGGAGCCUUUGGGGUCAUAAACACGAAUGGUUUUGAAGGUGUGCAGUCAGCGGCAGUUGUUCUCUUCAGCAUUGUCAACCUGCUCUGUAUGUUCUUCAUGUCAGAAGCUGGAGAUCAAUUAGCCCUCCAGAGUGGCAGUGUAGCAGCUCCCCUUGUCCAUGGUCCGUGGUAUGAAUGUUCCCCUCAGUUCCGCAAAAGUUUGGUGCUGGUGCUACAGAGAGUCAACACCAGAGUACAGGCUUGUGUCAUCGGAGUUCCCAGCAUGCCACUCAGUUGUACAACCUUCACAUGGGUAGGUUUAGCAGCUGUUAAUCGCAUUGAAUCUGUCUUGGAGUGUUUAAGUAGACAUCCUAUCUCUUGAGCCUCGACUUAUUAUUAAGGGGGACCUUGCUGUCUAAUGUGGACCAGCCACUUGGGGGUUUUCACUCCCAGACAAACCUCAAGAAACUUCACAAUCUGUGAGCCUGAUGACAGAUCCCCUUGAAAAUAGAUUUGAUUGAAAAAUUAAUUCAGACAAAUGGAAAUUUUCUUAGUCGGUAGGUUUGCUGUGCGGGGUUAUUUUAUUACUAUGAGCACUACCACUCAUCUUUUUCUUUUUUUUCUUUUUUUAAAAAAUGAGGUUGGCGGCCUCUUUUAACCUUGCA